AUGGAUCCGGACGAUAAUGUGUAUAGACUCGCGGGAAGCAGCGGUAGUGAAAAGGGGGGGCUAAUAACAACGAAAAAACCGACGUCGUUUAAAAUGCCGCAAACGUCCCGUUUGGGUUUGGAUAAACUGGCAGCGGCAAAACGCAAAGAAAAAGAGGAUGUGGCGCGAAAAAUGUCGUUCGCUGUGGAAGAGGAAGGCAAAGAUGAUGAUGCGACGUUUAAAAAAGACAGACUUUCAAAGGACGGUAGGAAAUUCAGAUCUCCCAAUGAAGAAACACCUACGUAUACAGGGGGCAUUAGCAAUGAGGCUAGGGAACGUCUUAUUGAAAGACUUAAUUCCAAUAAGAGCAAGGAGAAGGGCGUGUACGCCACCACGAAGAAUAAGAGAGAUAAAGAUGGGAAGCGGGAUACAUACAAAGAUAAGUAUAAAGAUCGCAGACAUGGCAGUGAGAGACGUCGCGAUAGAAGUGAGAGAGACAGCGCUAGAGGUGAGAGAACUCCCAAGUUUAGGGAUGAACCAAAAACGCCCAAUAUACACUUGAAAGAUGAUGUCUCCAAGACUGCUUGGGAUGAAGAUGAUGAAGCUCCCGCCAAACGAUCUUCUUGGGAUUUUCCGACACCCUCCUCCUUCAAACAGAGCUCGGAUUGGUCGGAGAGAAGCAGCAGGCGCAGCGAAGACCGGGAUUUUUACAAAAAAGAGUCCAGUCAUAGGAGGAGGCACGAGGACGACACCCCGAGACCCACCCCGGCGCACAGGUACAACACCUGGGCCAAGGACCGCAAGCGCUCCGGGGCCACGCCGGGGGCCAACGAGCCCGUCAAGUGGGACGCUACCGUGGACAGGGCGAUGUGGGAGGAGGAGCAGAAGCGGCUCGACCGCGAAUGGUACAACAUGGACGAGGGCUACGACGACGAGCACAACCCUUUCGCGAGCGUGAGCGAGGAGUACACAAAAAAGAAGGAGGAGCAGCUGGAACAAAGAAAAAAGAAGCGGAUGUCGGCGCAGCAAAGGCAAAUCAACAAGGACAACGAGCUGUGGGAGCGGAACCGGAUGCUGACGUCGGGCGUGGUGCACUCGGUGGACUUCAGCGAGGACUUCGACGAGGAGUCCGUCGACAGGGUGCACCUGCUCGUGCACAACAUAGUGCCGCCGUUUUUGGACGGCCGCAUCGUCUUCACGAAGCAGCCGGAGCCGGUGGUGCCGGUGAGGGAUCCCACUUCUGAUAUGGCCAUGAUGGCGAGGAAAGGUUCGCAUCUGGUCAGGGUGUUCAGGGAGCAGAAGGAACGGAAGAAGGCGCAGAAGAAGCACUGGGAGCUUGGCGGUACCAAAAUGGGCAACAUAAUGGGCGUGAAAAAGAAGGAGGACGAGGAGGACAAGCGCUACAACAAGGAGGACGACAGCGCCGACUACAGGACCGACCAGAAGUUCGCCGAGCACAUGAAGUCUAGCGAGGCGGCCAGCGACUUCGCCCGAAAAAAGACGAUCUCCGAGCAGAGGCGGUACCUGCCCGCUUUCGCCGUCAGGCAGGAGCUGCUCAACGUCAUCAGGGAAAAUUCCGUAGUCAUCAUUGUCGGUGAAACCGGAAGCGGAAAAACAACCCAAUUGACUCAGUACCUCCAUGAAGAUGGCUACAGCAAAUACGGCAUGAUUGGUUGCACUCAGCCGAGAAGAGUGGCGGCCAUGUCGGUUGCUAAGCGUGUUAGCGACGAAAUGGGGACCCAACUAGGUGGGGAGGUGGGCUACGCCAUCCGUUUCGAGGACUGCACCUCCGAGAGCACGGUGAUAAAGUACAUGACGGACGGUAUUCUGCUCAGGGAGAGCCUCAGGGAGCCGGACUUGGACCACUACAGCGCCGUCAUCAUGGACGAGGCCCACGAGAGGUCGCUGAGCACCGACGUGCUGUUCGGGCUUUUGAGGGAGAUAGUAUCCAGACGGCACGACCUGAAGCUGAUCGUGACGUCGGCCACGAUGGACUCGAGCAAGUUCUCGAUGUUCUUCGGCAACGUGCCGAUGUUCACGAUACCGGGUCGGACGUUUCCGGUCGAGACGCUGUUCAGCAAGAACGUUGUGGAGGACUACGUCGAUUCGGCGGUCAAGCAGGCUUUGCAGAUCCAUCUGCAGCCGCCGUCGGGCGACAUCCUCAUCUUCAUGCCCGGACAGGAGGACAUCGAAGUCACCUGCGAAGUGUUGAGCGAACGCCUGGGCGAAAUAGAGAACGCGCCGGCCCUCUCGAUACUGCCGAUUUACUCGCAGCUGCCGUCCGAUUUGCAGGCGAAAAUUUUCCAGAGAUCGCCCGAGGGCAUCAGGAAGUGCGUCGUAGCUACCAACAUAGCCGAAACGUCGCUCACGGUCGACGGCAUCAUUUUCGUCAUCGACUCCGGCUACUGCAAGCUGAAAGUUUACAAUCCCAGGAUAGGCAUGGAUGCUUUGCAGAUUUACCCCAUCAGCCAGGCGAACGCGAACCAGCGCUCAGGUAGGGCCGGGCGUACCGGGCCCGGCCAGGCGUUCAGACUUUACACCGAGAGGCAGUACAAGGACGAGUUGCUGGUGACGACUGUCCCGGAAAUACAGAGGACCAACCUGGCCAAUACGGUGCUGCUGCUGAAAUCGCUCGGGGUGCAGGAUUUGCUUCAGUUCCACUUCAUGGACCCGCCACCUCAGGAUAAUAUCUUAAAUUCUCUUUACCAACUUUGGAUAUUGGGCGCGUUGGAUCACACCGGAGUUUUAACGAAACUAGGGAGGCAAAUGGCGGAAUUCCCCUUGGACCCCCCUCAAUGUCAAAUGCUCAUUGUUUCAAGCCAAAUGGGGUGCACCGCAGAGAUUCUCAUUAUAGUGUCCAUGUUGUCCGUGCCGUCUAUAUUCUACAGGCCAAAGGGCAGGGAAGAGGAGGCAGACGGGGUCAGGGAAAAGUUUCAAGUACCCGAAAGCGACCAUUUAACGUUUUUAAAUGUUUACAAUCAGUGGAAACAAAACAGUUAUUCAUCGCACUGGUGUAACGAGCACUUUAUACACAUUAAAGCAAUGAGGAAAGUGAGAGAAGUGAGGCAACAACUUAAGGAUAUUUUGAUUCAGCAAAAGCUCGACAUCAAAUCGUGCGGCAGCGAUUGGGACAUCAUUCGGAAAUGUAUUUGUUCAGCAUACUUCCACCAAGCGGCGCGGCUGAAAGGCAUCGGCGAGUACGUGAACUGCCGAACGGGCAUGCCUUGCCACCUGCACCCGACGUCGGCGCUGUUCGGGCUCGGCAACACGCCCGACUACGUGGUCUACCACGAGCUGGUGAUGACGGCGCGCGAGUACAUGCAGUGCGUCACCUCGGUGGACGGGCACUGGCUGGCCGAGCUCGGGCCGAUGUUCUUCUCGCUCAAGGAGACCGGCAAGUCGGGCAGGGCGAAGAAGAAGCAGGCGGCCGAGCACCUGCAGGAGAUGGAGGGCCAGAUGCAGGUGGCGCAGGAGGAGAUGAAGGCGCGCAGGGAGGCGGCCGACAGGAGGGAGGCGGCGCUCAACAAGGGCCAGGAGAUCGUCUCGGCCGGCGCCACGCCCAGAAGGACCCCAAACAGGUUCGGGCUCUAA
Brassicogethes aeneus is the source of this 3570-nucleotide messenger RNA. The record is from the annotation of a GenBank genome assembly. NCBI's taxonomy places the organism in Eukaryota, Metazoa, Arthropoda, Insecta, Coleoptera, Nitidulidae.